UUUUGUUUUUUUGUUUUUUUUUAAUAAUUAAUGUGUGUUUGGAGCAAAAGAGAGGCAAAUUAAAUUAAAACUGAUGAAUAAAAGUGAAACGAGACAGUUUUUUGGUGUUGAGUUGAGUUGAGUUGAGUGUAUAUCGAUCAUGUGCAGUCACUUCUUGAAGAGGAUGGAGAAUUACCAGCAGGGCGAUUUGACUGACAUAUUAAGGGCCAGCGGCGGCAGCAAAACAGCAGCAGAAGAGGCCGCCGCCGCCGCACUGGCGGAUUGGCAGUUUCCAGCUGCCAACAACACCGUUGAUAAUAAUAUUAAUAAUUAUCCCACCGACGACCCGGUAGAUGUUUUCGGGGACCCGUUUAGCAGCCACAUGGGCGAUCCACUUCUUCUUCUUCACGGUAUCAACGCCGCCGCCACCGCCGUCCCGGCAUCUGGAUUAUUUCUCCACAGCAGCUCUGAAGAAACUGGAAAUAGCAGUAGUAGUACUGUAGGGUUUACUUCUAUUGAUGGAUUGAAAAGACCUAAUAAUAUGUUUUCAAGGAUGCUUCAGAUCGCACCUAACCCGAAAUUGCCGCUGCCACCGUGUGAUUCUCCGGCGGCUGAAUCGCCGAGGGGGUUAGUAAAGGCUCCUCCUGAUAAUAAUACUUUGAUCAUUUCCCCAAAUAGUUCCAAAUUAGGUUGCUUGUUGGAAAGCCCUGGUAAUUUGCAGAUCUCGUCUCCGCGAAAUACGGGCAUCCGGAGAAGGAAGAGUCAGGCGAAGAAGGUAGUGUGCAUACCUGCACCAGCGCCAGCAAACAGUAGAUCCAGUGGAGAAAUUGUUCCAUCAGAUCUUUGGGCCUGGAGAAAGUACGGCCAGAAACCAAUCAAAGGUUCCCCAUAUCCUAGGGGUUACUAUAGAUGCAGUAGCUCAAAGGGGUGUUCGGCCCGGAAGCAAGUAGAGCGGAGCCGAACCGACCCGAAUAUGCUGGUCAUCACCUACACUUCGGAGCACAACCACCCAUGGCCCACACAAAGAAAUGCUCUCGCCGGCUCAACCAGGUCCCAGCCCUCGUCUUCGUCCAAGAACAUUAACCCAUCAUCAUCAUCAUCUCAAAAGUCCACCAGAUCAAACCACCUGCAGAAACAUAAUCACCAUCAUCAAGAAGAGCACAAGCUGCUGGAGGAAGAAAGUAGUACUCGUGGUGGCGGUGGCGGUGAUGACACGACAGCAGUUGGUGGCGGCGGCGCCGUGAAAGAGGAGGAGAUGGAACAAGACUCGGACGAUCAUCAUCACUUGGAAUUUGACGAUAAUAAUCAAGGGUUUUCGCAUAUCUACAGGCCAACAUUGCCGGAUGCCGCCCACCAUUCCGAAGACAGUUUCUUAUUCGCCGAUCUCGGAGAAAUCGAGACCGACUCGUUGGAUAUCUUGCUGAAGCAAGGAUUCUCCGGCGAGGAUGAUGGCCCAGACAGCAAGUCUUUGGAUCCAUUCACCUUCUACGAUUGGGCAUCAACUGGAAACAACAACAACAUGAUCAGCACAACCACUACUUCUUCUCCCGCCACCGCCGCCGCCGGAGCAGCCACCACCACUACAUCUUAUGGAGAGCCAGCUAAUAAGAAUAACGAUCAUCCAUGAUAUGAUUCUCCGAUUCAACAACACAAGCCGGCGGGCCCCACUCAUCAUGAGAUAAAGAUAUAAACACAAAAGCAGCUAUUAUACAUUUCAUGUAUGUAUAAUUCAAGAAGCCAUGCAUACUGUGCAUGUGUGUAAGUUUUCGCCGCCGCACGUGGGGAAGUUUUUUCAUAAUAUUGAUUAAUUUUCUGUAGA
Molecule: messenger RNA, 1798 nt
Organism: Erythranthe guttata (spotted monkey flower)
Lineage: Eukaryota; Viridiplantae; Streptophyta; Magnoliopsida; Lamiales; Phrymaceae
Gene: WRKY14
Product: WRKY DNA-binding protein 14
Biological process (GO): regulation of DNA-templated transcription
Cellular component (GO): nucleus
Molecular function (GO): DNA-binding transcription factor activity; transcription cis-regulatory region binding
Source: RefSeq, a predicted model, not a curated record